UGUCAAAAUUAGUCGCGAGAAUGAAAUUGUAGGAAAAGCAAAACACUCGUUUUUGAAGUAUUUUUCAAUUUUUAAUCAAUAAUUUCAUUGGGCUGAAACAGUUUGGAUACUAUUCUUGGACAAGUAAAGUUUGAUUCACAAUAAGACAGCUUAUUUUCGUUCGUAUCUCUGAAACUCAGGAUCAGACGACCGCAAAACAAUGAGCUUCUCCAGUGACGAAGUGAAUUUUCUUGUUUACCGCUACCUCCAAGAAUCAGGGUUUUCUCACUCAGCGUACACAUUUGGAAUUGAGUCUCACAUUUCGCAAAGCAACAUAAAUGGAGCGCUAGUUCCACCGGCCGCACUGCUUAGUAUUUUGCAGAAAGGCUUACAGUACACGGAAGCCGAAAUUAGCAUUGGCGAAGAUGGAACUGAGCAACGCUUGGUGGAGAGUUUAAGUCUGAUCGAUGCUGUAAUGCCGGAGGUGGUAGCAAUAAGGCAAAAUAUGCAGAAUCAACAGAAGCAAACAAUCAAGACCGAAACAACGGAAACAAAUGGAACAACUAACACAACCACUGAAGAAACAUCGACUGCUCAAACUACAACUUCCACGACUACGACAACCACGUCAACAUCAACACCGGUUCCAUCUGAGAAUAUGGAAGUUGAUCAGAGUAUCGAGAUCCCCGCAUCGAAGGCCACGGUUCUGCGUGGUCACGAGAGUGAGGUGUUUAUUUGUGCUUGGAACCCAAGCACAGAUUUACUUGCAAGCGGUUCGGGUGACAGCACUGCCCGUAUUUGGGACAUGUCCGAUAACUCAACAAAUCCGAAUCAACUUGUUCUAAGACAUUGCAUCCAGAAGGGUGGAACGGAAGUACCCAGCAAUAAGGAUGUCACAUCAUUGGAUUGGAACUGUGAUGGGACGCUUUUAGCAACUGGUUCAUACGAUGGGUACGCUCGAAUUUGGCGUACUGAUGGUUUGCUAGCAAGUACCUUGGGGCAGCACAAGGGGCCGAUUUUUGCACUCAAGUGGAACAAACGCGGCAACUACAUUUUAUCGGCAGGAGUAGAUAAAACGACCAUCAUUUGGGAUGCCGCUACCGGUCAAUGUACGCAACAGUUCAGCUUUCACUCUGCUCCGGCAUUGGACGUGGAUUGGCAGUCAAACCAGUCGUUUGCUAGUUGCAGUACUGAUCAGUGCAUUCACGUGUGCAAACUGGGCGUAGACAAACCUAUAAAGUCUUUCCAAGGACAUACGAAUGAAGUCAAUGCCAUCAAAUGGGAUCCGCAAGGCCAGCUGUUGGCGUCCUGUUCGGAUGACAUGACUUUGAAGAUUUGGUCAAUGAAACAGGAUACAUGUGUUCAUGAUUUACAGGCUCACUCAAAAGAAAUCUACACGAUCAAAUGGUCACCGACUGGCACCGGCACAAACAAUCCAAAUAUGAACCUUAUUUUAGCAAGUGCUUCCUUUGAUUCAACGGUUCGUCUUUGGGAUGUAGAGCGGGGUGCUUGUAUUCAUACAUUGACAAAACACACGGAACCCGUUUAUUCAGUUGCAUUCAGUCCAGAUGGAAAGUUUCUGGCAUCGGGAAGUUUCGAUAAAUGUGUACAUAUUUGGAGCACACAGAGCGGACAAUUGGUGCACAGCUACAAGGGUACCGGAGGUAUUUUCGAGGUGUGCUGGAAUUCUCGAGGAAGCAAGGUUGGUGCCAGUGCUAGUGACGGUAGCGUGUUUGUACUGGACUUGAGGAAGUUAUGAGCGGGACUAACGACUGCAGUCGAGAAAAAGGUCAACUCAAUCGGUUCAUGAGUUUUGACUACGAAGUGUUUUUCUUGUCGUUUGAGGAAUGUUCCUGCACAUUGCAACAUUACUCUAACGAUUUUCAUUUUGUGUUAAGAUUUAGCUUUAAGUAGUGUAUAGGAAACAAUAGUGUAGAAGAGAGAAAUACAUACAUUCUAUUGUAUCUUGACAGCGCAAUCAGAAUCGACUGCAAUUAGAUUUUACAUCCUUCAUUAUAAGCUUAUUUUAACUCCUAUAAUGUUUUGAUUCAAAAUUUUGGAAUGAAAGAAGCAUAAGAAUUGUUUAAUGAAACUUCUUUAUGUAUUAAGAUUCACUCUAAAUUAUGUGAUAUAUGAUCAUGUUAUUUUCAUACAACAACAUGUUUCCCUGUAUCCUUUUUCAUAUAUUGGUUUUGUGUAAAUGAGUGCAUGCAUGAUUAUUUUACUAGAUAUAAGUUACAUACUGCCAGAUCACUUCGGAGUAUUGAACAAAAAUAUUACUAUACUCAAAAAAUUUCUUGAUAAAAUAACAUGUUCAUGAUCUUACUGCAAUUUAAAAAUUACAUCCAAAAUUAAACAAGGAGAUAAAUAAGCUUUAUUCCUUAUAUGGUUUUCGUUUUUCGGUCUUAGAUCGGUGUAGCACAAAAACAGAACUCAUUUACUAUACACAAGUAUGUACGACUGGUGUUAAUCUUCCAGAAAUAGUACACUACACUACAAAGGUGAGUUCAUUACAGUUCAGAUCGUGGUAUAGUCAACACUAGUGCGACUAUCGAAUGGUUAAUGCCACUAAAUCAAUAUAUACGAGCAUGCUCGAGCGAUAAAUGCUUGUUGAAAAACCACUCAAAUACAUAAAAAAGUAAGUGAAUUAUCAAGUAAGAUGUUUCAUCGAUGCUGAUCGGAUGUUGUCAAAUCACAAUUCAUUCUGCCCGUAGAAGUAAUAAACUAGUUUUUAAACCCAAA
Malaya genurostris is the source of this 2721-nucleotide messenger RNA. It is a transcript of the gene ebi, whose product is annotated as F-box-like/WD repeat-containing protein TBL1XR1. Gene Ontology annotation, molecular function: transcription corepressor activity; protein binding. Bases 200 to 1738 code for a protein of 512 amino acids. Lineage: Eukaryota; Metazoa; Arthropoda; Insecta; Diptera; Culicidae. The transcript has 4 exons. Gene Ontology annotation, biological process: regulation of transcription by RNA polymerase II. Gene Ontology annotation, cellular component: histone deacetylase complex. The record is from RefSeq and is a predicted model, not a curated record.